AUGCUAUAUUUCCUACUUCAGCCGUUUCAACUUCCGCAGAACCUUACCUACACUAAACCUGGAGGUCCAGGCUCGGGUGCUGGUAAUAGCGACGAUGGCAAAUGUGAACUAAUAGGCACAUUUUCUCUUUUCACGCAAGCUGUUUUAGGUGUUUUAUGUGUAUCGAGUCUUUUGGCUAAAAGAUAUUUUUACGAGUAUCCCAUACGACGAACAUGGCCCGUGUGGUGCUUUGAUGUGAGUAAGCAAUUGAUUGGUGCUUUUGGAGUGCAUAUUUUCAAUGUCAUUUUGUCGAUGUUGAAGACUGCUCCAGAGUUUGUUUUGAUGAUGAGGAGAAAUCGAAAUGGUGGAAGUAAUGGAGGAAAUGGUGGUGAUGGUGGUGGUGAUGGUGGUGAUGACGAUAAUGAUACUAGUGAUAACGAUGACCCAUGUGAUUGGUAUUUCUUAAGCAUUGUUUUAGAUUGCACUAUUGGCGUCUACAUUCUUUACUUGGUGUUCAAGAGUAUGAACUACAUUUUGAAGCAUUAUUUUCGUGCGACUCAAAUCAACAGUGGUGAGUAUGGAAAUGUUAACCAUCCCAGCUUUAGGGCUUUUGCAAAGCAACUCGCGGUAUAUUUCUCCAGUUUGAUGAUUACAAAGAUUAUCUUGUAUGGCAUUGUUGAGAUCUUUGAGAGGCAGUUGUUGUGGAUUACAUCGCAUAUACUUUUGGCUUGGCUCGAUGAGUACCCUGAUGAGUUUGAAAUAUUUAUGGUGAUGUUUAUCAUCCCUAUUGUGAUGAAUUGUUUGCAGUUGAUCUUGAUUGACAAUUUCAUAAGAAACCAGAUGUGGGUCGAUGGAAAUAAAUUAUUAAGUUUAAGGUUCCCCAAAUGGGACUUGGAGAGUGCAAGUGUGAGGAAAAGAGAGAUUGAUGAAAUUAUGGGAGGAGAGCAAGCUGCAGAGGCAGAGGCAGAGUCGGGGAGAAACGAUUCAAGCAGAAGUAAAAAUAGUGCUGAUGUUGGUGAAGAGAGUAUAAGUAAUACUGAUGGGUUAAGGAGCCCGAGAAGUCACGACUAUGGUGCAGUUAAUGAUCGAUGA
Lodderomyces elongisporus is the source of this 1071-nucleotide messenger RNA. RefSeq lists its product as uncharacterized. The record is from RefSeq and is a predicted model, not a curated record. The transcript has a single exon. Bases 1 to 1071 code for a protein of 356 amino acids. Gene Ontology annotation, cellular component: membrane. Lineage: Eukaryota; Fungi; Ascomycota; Pichiomycetes; Serinales; Debaryomycetaceae.